GAUAUCCAGUGACAAGUUAAUAAGUUAGACACAGAGGUGUUUUCUCCAACACUAUCUCAGAAGAUACACAAUAUUGAGGGGCCUGGUUGAGACUCAACAGUCUUUUUGAAGCUAGGCUAAAGCCACAAAAAAUUAUACUAGGGACUUUAAGAAGAAUUUUGUUAUGUGACUUCAAGAACUAGUUGACUCAGUGUCACACCUUGCAAAACGGAAACCAGUGACAGAUGAGGGUGUUUGUGAACCGAAGUUUAGCCAUGGAAAAAAUAAAAUGCUUUGGUUUUGAUAUGGAUUACACCCUUGCUGUAUACAAGUCCCCGGAGUAUGAGUCCCUUGGCUUUGAGCUUACUGUGGAGAGAUUAGUUUCUAUUGGCUACCCUCAGGAGCUGCUCAGCUUUGCUUAUGAUUCUACAUUCCCUACCAGGGGACUUGUCUUUGACACACUAUAUGGAAAUCUUUUGAAAGUCGAUGCCUAUGGAAACCUCUUGGUCUGUGCACACGGAUUUAACUUCAUAAGGGGUUCUCAGGUAGCUGCACAGAAGAGACCAGAAACUAGAGAGCAGUAUCCAAAUAAAUUUAUCCAACGAGAUGACACUGAAAGAUUUUACAUUCUGAACACACUAUUCAACCUACCAGAGACCUACCUGUUGGCCUGCCUAGUAGAUUUUUUUACUAAUUGUCCCAGAUAUUCCAGCUGUGAAACAGGAUUUAAAGAUGGGGACCUCUUCAUGUCCUACCGGAGUAUGUUCCAGGAUGUAAGAGAUGCUGUUGACUGGGUUCAUUACAAGGGCUCCCUUAAGGAAAAGACAGUUGAAAAUCUUGAAAAGUAUGUAGUCAAAGACGGAAAACUGCCUCUGCUUCUGAGCCGAAUGAAGGAAGUAGGGAAGGUAUUUCUUGCCACCAACAGUGACUAUAAAUAUACAGAUAAAAUUAUGACUUACCUGUUUGAUUUCCCACAUGGCCCUAAGCCUGGGAGCUCCCAUCGACCAUGGCAGUCCUACUUUGACCUGAUCUUGGUGGAUGCACGAAAACCACUCUUUUUUGGAGAAGGCACAGUACUGCGCCAAGUGGAUACUAAAACUGGCAAGCUGAAAAUUGGUACCUACACAGGCCCCCUACAGCAUGGCAUCGUCUACUCAGGAGGUUCAUCUGAUACCAUCUGUGAUCUGUUGGGAGCCAAGGGCAAAGACAUUUUAUAUAUUGGAGAUCACAUUUUUGGGGACAUUUUAAAAUCAAAGAAAAGGCAAGGGUGGCGAACUUUCUUGGUGAUUCCUGAACUUGCACAGGAGCUGCAUGUCUGGACUGACAAGAGCUCACUUUUUGAAGAACUUCAGAGCUUGGAUAUUUUCUUGGCUGAACUCUACAAGCACCUUGACAGCAGUAGCAAUGAGCGCCCAGACAUAAGUUCCAUCCAGAGACGUAUUAAGAAAGUAACUCAUGACAUGGACAUGUGCUAUGGGAUGAUGGGAAGCCUGUUUCGCAGCGGCUCUCGGCAGACACUUUUUGCCAGUCAAGUGAUGCGUUAUGCUGAUCUCUAUGCAGCAUCUUUCAUUAAUUUGCUGUAUUACCCGUUCAGCUACCUCUUCAGAGCUGCCCAUGUCUUGAUGCCUCAUGAAUCAACAGUGGAGCACAUACACGUAGAUAUCAAUGAGAUGGAGUCCCCUCUUGCCACCCGGAACCGCACGUCAGUGGAUUUCAAAGACACUGACUACAAGAGGCACCAGUUGACACGGUCGAUUAGUGAGAUUAAACCUCCCAACCUCUUCCCACUGGCUCCUCAGGAAAUUACACACUGCCAUGAUGAAGAUGAUGAUGAAGAGGAGGAAGAAUGAGGAAAACCAAAACCCUGAGCACCCAUUAAGUUCUGGCAGGACUCACAGGAACAAGGAUGGUCCCUAUUUGGGUUCUAGUGGGGAGGGGGGCAGGGUUCCAUCAAAGGUAUGUCUGGAAAGUUUCUGAAGACUUUAAAAUAUUCUAAUCAUAGAGAGAUACUUGUUUUAGUUUCGUGUAUCUGUACUCUUUGCAGAUAGUUCAGAAUUAUAAUGGAGUGGAAGAAAAUAAGGGUAAAGUAAGGCUGAAGUGCAUGCAGAUGGUUCCAUUGUGGCUUGUGACAGUUUCCUUCUCUUUUUUUCAUCAGUAUGUCAUAGUGUAUCUGGAUACACUAAGAAUGGUGAAGGGUCUCAGAGUAGAACGAGGGAAGAGGUGAUCCAAAAUGCUGUAAUGUUACAAAUUGUGCUAUUAUUCCAAAAUCCAACUUUUUCAGUGCGUUACACAGUAUUGUAUAUCAGUGGAGAAAUAUAUUGUUUCCAUUAUCAACUGUA
Molecule: messenger RNA, 2318 nt
Organism: Cynocephalus volans (Philippine flying lemur)
Lineage: Eukaryota; Metazoa; Chordata; Mammalia; Dermoptera; Cynocephalidae
Gene: NT5C2
Product: 5'-nucleotidase, cytosolic II
Exons: 18
Coding region: 225-1829 (534 amino acids)
Biological process (GO): IMP metabolic process; adenosine metabolic process
Molecular function (GO): 5'-nucleotidase activity
Source: RefSeq, a predicted model, not a curated record